This is a messenger RNA of Mesocricetus auratus (golden hamster), 2825 nucleotides long. It is a transcript of the gene Col9a3, whose product is annotated as collagen type IX alpha 3 chain. Lineage: Eukaryota; Metazoa; Chordata; Mammalia; Rodentia; Cricetidae. The record is from RefSeq and is a predicted model, not a curated record. The transcript has 32 exons. Bases 97 to 2301 code for a protein of 734 amino acids.
GGGGAUAGGGCUGGACGUCGAACCUCACAGCCAGAGACAGCUCGAGCUUCCUGGGUCAAGUCCUGAGUCCCGCCCCCAGGACCCUCGAGGACGUCUAUGGCAGCCUCCUCGCCGCCUUCCUUACUCCGGCGGGCAAACUCUAGUGAUGCAGCCGAGCCCCACGGACACCAGGACAUAUCAUCAACCAUGAUCCUGGGCUCCCACUUGUCUUCGCCCAACUGGGUCAGGCCACUGAAGGCGCUGCCACCGCGCUCAGAGCACACAAUGUUGCCUUUGUUCCUGGAGACUCCCUGCGGAGCCACGAAGCAGCCACUACUGGAGCAAAAAGUGGGACCUCGAGGACCCCCUGGUCCCCAAGGGCCUCCUGGAAAGCCCGGCAAGGAUGGCAUCGACGGAGAAGCUGGCCCUCCAGGUCUGCCUGGCCCUCCAGGACCCAAAGGGACCUCAGGGAAGCCAGGGAAGCCAGGAGAGGCAGGACUUCCAGGACUGCCUGGUGUGGAUGGUUUGACCGGGAGAGAUGGACCCCCAGGACCCAAAGGUGCCCCUGGAGAACGGGGAAGUCUAGGUCCCCCAGGGCCACCAGGACUUGGGGGGAAAGGCCUGCCUGGACCUCCCGGAGAGGCUGGAGUGAGUGGACUCCCAGGUGGGAUUGGUCUGCGAGGCCCCCCGGGACCCUCUGGACUUCCAGGCCUGCCCGGCCCCCCAGGACCUCCUGGACCUCCUGGAAGCCCUGGAGUCCUCCCUGAAGGUGCUACUGAUCUGCAGUGUCCUGCCAUCUGCCCUCCGGGCCCCCCUGGCCCCCCAGGAAUGCCAGGAUUCAAGGGACCUACUGGCUACAAAGGGGAACAAGGAGAAGUAGGCAAAGAUGGCGAGAAGGGUAAUCCUGGGCCCCCUGGGCCUCCUGGCAUCCCAGGCACCGUGGGACUACAGGGCCCAAGAGGAUUACAAGGACUUCCAGGACCAGUUGGGCCCCCUGGGGACCGGGGUCCCAUUGGGUUUCGGGGUCCCCCUGGGAUCCCAGGAGCACCCGGGAAAGUGGGUGACAGAGGUGAAAGGGGUCCAGAAGGGUUCCGAGGCCCUAAGGGUGACACGGGCAGGCCUGGUCCCAAAGGAAUCCCCGGAGUGGCCGGACCAGGUGGAGAACCAGGCAUGCCAGGCAAGGAUGGCCAGGAUGGUGUGCCAGGGCUUGAUGGCGAGAAGGGAGAGGCUGGUCGCAAUGGUGCCCCAGGAGAGAAGGGCCCCAAUGGGCUGCCGGGGCUCCCUGGACGAGCCGGGUCCAAAGGCGAGAAGGGAGAACCGGGUAGAGCUGGGGAGUUGGGUGAGGCUGGCCCUUCUGGAGAGCCAGGUAUCCCUGGAGAUGUUGGUGUUCCGGGGGAGCGUGGCGAGGCUGGCCACAGGGGCUCAGCGGGGGCCCUUGGCCCACAAGGUCCUCCUGGGGCUCCCGGCGUCCGUGGCUUCCAGGGCCGUAAGGGCAACGUAGGAGAACCUGGCCUUCCAGGUCCCCAAGGCCUACGGGGUGAUGUGGGUGACCGGGGUCCAGGAGGUGCCACAGGCCCUAAAGGAGACCAGGGCAUUGCAGGUUCUGAUGGUCUUCCAGGGGACAAAGGAGAGAUGGGUCCCGAUGGCCCCGUUGGACAAAAAGGAGAGUCUGGCAGCCGAGGGGAACUGGGCCCCAAAGGUAUCCAGGGCCCCAAUGGCACUAGUGGCGUCCAGGGUGUCCCUGGUCCCCCAGGGCCACUGGGCCUGCAAGGCCUGCAGGGUGUCCCAGGCAUCACAGGGAAGCCUGGAGUUCCGGGCAAGGAAGCCAGCGAACAGCGCAUCAGGGAGCUUUGUGGGGGGAUGAUCAGUGAGCAAAUCGCACAGUUGGCUGCACACCUGAGGAAGCCCUUAGCACCAGGCUCCAUCGGCAGGCCUGGCCCAGCUGGCCCCCCAGGACCUCCAGGCCCUCCAGGAUCCAUCGGCCACCCUGGUGCUCGGGGUCCCCCUGGAUACCGUGGUCCCACUGGGGAGCUGGGAGAUCCUGGACCUAGAGGAAGCCAGGGUGACAGAGGAGACAAGGGUGCAACAGGUGCAGGACUGGAUGGGCCUCCUGGGGACCAGGGACCCCAAGGGCCUCAAGGUGUGCCUGGCAUCAGCAAAGAUGGUCAAGACGGUGCUCAUGGUGAGCCUGGCCUUCCUGGUGAUCCUGGCCUUCCUGGAGCUGUUGGUGCUCAGGGAACCCCAGGGAUUUGUGACACCUCAGCCUGCCAAGGAGCUGUGUUAGGAGGGGGUGGGGAAAAGUCAGGUUCUCGGAGCUCAUAGACAGCAACUUUAGGAAAUGACUGACAAAGAACUCCAGCAGGAAGCAGGGAUCAGUCAUGUGGUUAUCAGAAAUGGACAGUACAGCUGGCUACAGUCAGCUAGUCCUUCCUGGCCUGCUGCCUGGGCCCCCAAGAGCAUCUACUGGCACCACUGUCACUGUCCCGUCUGCAGGACUAUUGGCAGCCCAUUCAUCUGUGACAGCAUACCUCAGGCACAGGCCCUAGGGAUGGAGAUUUUAAACCCAGCAUCUGGAAGGGAUGGUGAAUCUUAUAGUUUGUUUGUUUGUUUUGUACAAUUCCAUGAGAUAAAAACACUCAGAAACUUGUUUACAUAACAUUUAUAUAAAGCCUAUGAUAGACUACCAAUAAAACUUCAGAUUAGCACUGGCUACAGUGUGAUGAAGGUGAGGCAUUUAAUGUGUUUCACCUGCUUUCUAUUGCAAACUUAACAUCUCUGGCUCCCAGUAUUUAUUGAAGGAACUACACUGAAUCGUCUGUACAGUAAAUAAAGCUACUCACUGGAAA